This is a messenger RNA of Ornithorhynchus anatinus (platypus), 1458 nucleotides long. RefSeq lists its product as uncharacterized. NCBI's taxonomy places the organism in Eukaryota, Metazoa, Chordata, Mammalia, Monotremata, Ornithorhynchidae. The record is from RefSeq and is a predicted model, not a curated record. The transcript has 10 exons. Bases 43 to 1356 code for a protein of 437 amino acids.
CCGGCCGGGAGCUCUACGCAGUACAUUUUCAAGCUGCCCAAAAUGACGGCCUCCGCUGGCGACCUGUCGCGACUGUCGCCGCUGCUGCUGCUGCUGCUGCUGUUGCAGACGAAGCUGCCGGGAACAGUACUGUUACCAGCUCCCCAGAAGCCUCUUAAAGCAGAAGAAAGAAAAGCUGCAGCCGUGGGCUCCUCUGUGCUCUUUCUUGCCCCAGACAUCCCAAGCACCAUAGAAAUCAUACAGUGGGAAUUUAUCAACAGUCUCCCUCUUCAUGUCAUUGUGGAAUACAAUUCCCGAGAUAGAAGCAUCACAGUCUAUCCACCUUUUAAUGACAGAGUCCAUUUCUCUCCAUCCAAUGGUUCCCUCGUGCUCAAUAAUGUGCAGAAAAAUGACAGCGGAAUCUACAAGGCUGUCAUCAACUUGGACGAACAGAAAGCCAGAAAAACUAAGCUGGAUGUGUUGGAGCCUGUUUCCCUAAUUCAGGUGAGGAGCAGCACAAGAAGGGCCGGUUCAGUCAUUGAAUUAUCUUGUGGUGCAAAAGGAGACAGCAUUGACAGCUUUGAAUGGAAGAAAGAUGGGCAGCCCCUCCCAGCAGAGAGAUGUUACCAAUUGCCAGGGAACCGCAGUGUUUUGUUUAUAAUGGAAGGGAAGAAAUUAGAUUGUGGGAUUUUUUCUUGCAAUGCGAGCAACGAGAUCAGCUGGCUGGAAAGCUCUCUGAGUUUGAUUAUUGAAGGUAUCUCACCUUCAUUGCACCUGGUCCAGAACUUGUGUGCUACCACAUUGAUUUUGGUUGUUGUAGUCGGAGCUGGCUUCAUUGUCCAUCACUAUCAAGUCGAAACGCACGGAAGUGAUGAACGGGUGAUAAGAUAUUUCAUCUGUAUUCAUGGGCUCCUCGCUCUCUCUGCCAUCCUGCUGUUCUCGGCUGCUGUCAAAUGGAUGGAAGAAAAAGGUCCUUCAGCAGUUUUCAUAUUGCUCACCUUGGCUCUUAUUGGUGUGGCGGUGGUAGCAUUCACUAUGUUCAUGGUCGGAGCUUGCCAUCCUGAAAAGUUUCCUCAGUUACAAACCAAGAAGUCAACCCACAUCAUCUUGGACUUCAUCACUAGGGGUGGAGUGAUUCUGCUCCUGGCGUCUGCUUGUUUCCUAAUAACGAAUAUCCAGGAACUCCAAGAGGAAGGCUGUUCCCAGCAUGGCAAUUUGGCUACUGCUUUUGUAAUAACCAGUGUUGUUAUGCUGGUUGUAGCAUGCCUGGUUCUUCUGCUAUGCCUUCAGUGGAAUCACAGAAAGAUCAAGAACCUCAGAAGAGAAAGGAGGAGGAGCCAAAGGGAGACAGAGGAAGAUGAGGCAACGGGUUCCUGAAGUGUACCCCUUCUGUAGAAGACCAGUUGAAGGAUUCUGUAUCCUUAUCACCUUCUCGCUUACCUAAAACUUACAAAAAUAUCACUGGAAAGGACUGUUAAA